Molecule: messenger RNA, 897 nt
Organism: Synchytrium microbalum
Lineage: Eukaryota; Fungi; Chytridiomycota; Chytridiomycetes; Synchytriales; Synchytriaceae
Exons: 7
Coding region: 1-897 (298 amino acids)
Biological process (GO): quinolinate catabolic process; NAD+ biosynthetic process
Cellular component (GO): cytoplasm
Molecular function (GO): nicotinate-nucleotide diphosphorylase (carboxylating) activity
Source: RefSeq, a predicted model, not a curated record
AUGGAAGGUAGCAGCAGAUUCCAUUAUGAGCACCUACUUCCUCCGAGUUGGAAGACAGCAGUAACAAGCUGGAUCGCCGAAGACACACCUUCGUUCGACUUUGGCGGCUACGUCGUCGGAGAAUCAGAGCAAGUCGCCAUUCUCUAUGGGAAAGCUCAAGGAAUGUUGGCAGGCGUCCCCUUUUUUGACGAGAUCUUCAAGCAGGUUGAUUGCAAAGUGGAAUGGUCACUUCAUGAAGGAGACUUGGUCAAUCCUGGUCCAAAUGGACGCAUAGAAGUCGCUCGUGUACAUGGAAAAGCUCGUAAUGUGCUGCUGGGUGAACGCCCUGCUUUAAAUAUGUUGGCAAGAGCUAGUGGUAUUGCUACCAGGUCGAAGAGACUAGUGGAUUUAAAAACCCAGAAAGGAUGGUCUGGUAUUAUUGCUGGAACUAGAAAAACAACUCCAGGCUUUCGUCUGGUGGAAAAGUACGCCAUGCUGGUUGGUGGAGCAGACACUCACCGGAUAGACCUGUCUUCAAUGAUUAUGUUGAAAGACAAUCAUGUGUGGGCAACUGGCUCUAUAACGAAAGCAGUUGAAGCAGCAAGAAUGGUUGGCGGAUUUGCCAUGAAGAUUGAAGUAGAAUGCCGAUCUGAAGAGGAAGCCGAUGAAGCCAUCGCUGCUGGUGCCGAUAUUGUCAUGUUGGAUAAUUUCAAAGGUGUCAAGUUGUUUGAAAGUGCCGCAUCACUCAAGAAACGAUGGGCUGGAAAGGCCAAAUUUUACAUUGAGGGAAGCGGCGGGAUAACUGAAGAAACCGUCCUGGAUUACUUUUCUCCAGAUGUUGACAUCCUAUCAUUUGGUUCUCUAACUCAAGGAGCCCCUUUCAUUGAUUUCUCUCUGAAAAUUCAACCAAAAGCUUAA